AUGGUGAUCUGCUUCUGCCGCCAGGUUUUGUACAAAGUCUACAUCUCCUUCGUGGAGCGCUUCACCACCGUGGUGCCGGAGAGCUGCAUGCUGAUCCUAUUGGGCCUGGCUCUGGGCGGGGUGGUGCUGCUGGCCAAUAGGAAGCAGCUGUACCAGCUGGAGCCCGCCCUCUUCUUCCUGUUCCUGCUGCCCACCAUCGUGGGCGACGCCGGCUACUUCAUGCCCGCCCGCCUCUUCUUCGACAACCUGGGCGCCAUCCUGACCUACGCCGUGGUCGGCACGCUGUGGAACGCCUUCUGCACCGGCUUCUGCCUGUACGCCGCCAAGCUGCUGGGGGUCAUAGAUGAGCGGGUGCAGGCCGACCUGCUGGACUUCCUGCUGUUCGGCGCCCUGAUCUCGGCCGUGGAUCCGGUGGCGGUUCUGGCCGUGUUCGAGGAGGUCCACGUCAACGAGAUGCUGUUCAUCAUCGUGUUCGGGGAGUCGCUGCUCAACGACGCCGUCACCGUGGUUUUGUACAAAGUCUACAUCUCCUUCGUGGAGGUGGGAGCCGAGAAUGUCCAGACGGCCGACUACUUCAAAGGCGUGGCCUCCUUCCUUAUCGUCAGCAUCGGGGGCACAAUGGUGGGGCUGAUCUUCGCCGUCAUCCUCGGUUUCAUCACUCGCUUUACCAAGAAGGUCCGAAUCAUCGAGCCGCUCUUUGUCUUCCUGAUGGUGUACCUGGCCUACCUGACCGCGGAGCUCUUCUCGCUGUCCGCCAUCCUGUCGAUGACCUUCUGCGGCAUCGGCGCCAACAAAUACGUUGAGGCCAACAUCUCCCAGAAGUCUCGGACCACCGUCAAGUACACAAUGAAGACUCUGGCCAGCAUCGCCGAGACCAUCAUCUUCAUCUUUCUGGGGAUCUCUGCGGUGGACAAGUCCAAGUGGGCCUGGGACACGGGCCUGGUCUCCUGCACCCUCGUCUUCAUCUUCGUCUUCAGAGCUAUGGGUGUGGUCGGUCAGACCUGGGUUCUGAACCGCUUCCGGCUGGUCCCAUUGGACAAGAUAGACCAGGUGGUGAUGUCGUACGGUGGCCUGCGGGGGGCAGUGGCAUUUGCCCUGGUGGUGCUGCUGGACGGCCAGCAGGUCAGAGCCAAGGACUACUUUGUGGCCACGACCAUCGUGGUGGUCUUCUUCACCGUCAUGUUCCAGGGUCUGACAAUCAAGCCGCUGGUGAAUUGGCUCAAAGUUCCUCGUGCCACCAACCGGAAGCCAACCAUCAACGAGGAGAUCCACGAGAGGGCCUUUGACCACAUCCUGACGGCCGUGGAAGACAUUGCUGGGCUGCAGGGCUACCACCACUGGAGAGACAAGUGGGAGCAGUUUGAUAAGAACUACCUGAGCAAGCUGCUGCUCCGGAAGUCUGUGUACCGCAAGAGCGAGCUAUGGGAGGCGUACCAGAAGAUCAACAUCCGGGACGCCAUCAGCGUCAUCGACCAGGGGGGGAACGUCCUGACCUCGGCCCGGUUGUCUCUGCCCUCCAUGGCCAGCAGAGCCUCCUUCCCUGAAGUCACCAACGUCACAAACUACCUGCGUGAGAACGGCAGUGGCGUCUGUCUGGACCUGCAGGUGAUCGACAACGUGCCCGGCGCCAAAGUGGAGGAGGAGAGCGAGACGCACCACGUCCUGGCCGGGAACCUGUACAAGCCCCGGAGACGGUACCAGUCCCACUACAGCCGGCACUUCAUGCCCCUGGGGGAGCAGGAGCGCCAGGACCGAGAGGUGUUCCAGAGGAAUAUGAGGAGCCGCAUGGAGAACUUCAAGUCUACCCGCUACAAGAGGCACAAGAAGGAGCGCAGCCUGAAGAAGCGCCGAGCGUCAGACACCAAAGAGGACGGAGACAAACCCCGACGCAACGUCAGUUGGCAGGACAAAGACCCGGUGGUCGUCCCCGUGGAGCCGGAGGAGGACAAAGCUGAUCCGGAGGAGGACGAGGGCAUCACCUUUGUGGCCCGCAGGCCAGAGACGCCCAGGCAGCGGCCGCAGUCAGGUAGGGAGCACCUGACCGGUCGCCUGACUAACAACCUGACCGGUCACCUGACCAGUCAGUCAGGUAGGGAGCACCUGACCGGUCGCCUAACUAACCGCCUGACCGGUCACCUGACCAGUCAGUCAGGUAGGGAGCACCUGACCGGUCGCCUAACUAACCGCCUGACCGGUCACCUGACCAGUCAGGUAAGGAGCACCUGA
Messenger RNA from Menidia menidia (Atlantic silverside), 2226 nucleotides. The record is from the annotation of a GenBank genome assembly. Lineage: Eukaryota; Metazoa; Chordata; Actinopteri; Atheriniformes; Atherinopsidae.